GCUGGUUUAGCGGGGCUCAUUCGCGAGGCGUUCGCGCGUGGAUCAUGCCCCGGUAAUUUCCCCGCUGUCCCGAAACACCGUGUGUGUCCGCGGCUCCUCGUCCGUCGGAAAUUAAAUCAUUUCAGCGGCAAUGGCAUCGCUGGAGGACAGCUGGAAAGAAGCUACGGAGGGCCUGGACGCCGCGGUCUGUGACUCCUGGUUCACGCGCCUGCAGGAAGUCUACUCGGAGGAAAAACGCACGUACCACAAUCUGGACUCGCUCAGGGAGAAGCUGAAUCACUACUACGAAAUCAAAAGCAAUCUCAAAAAUCCGCGAGCUGUUUUGCUCGCCAUAUUCUUUCAAAACUUCGAAUAUGAUCCUAAAGCUUUGGUUUUUAGCGAAGAUAAAAAUCUCGAGCACUUCAAUGCUUUUGCUGAUGAGGCCGAAGUUCCAUCGGACGCGGAGCUCAGGGAAGAGACUUGUGCUCUGCUCAAAGUAGCGGCGACUCACAGCACCGAGGCGCACAAGGUAGGCGGUGCCUUCGGUAGCGAAGACGCACACUACUUCCUGGACCUGGAUAUGGCAGUACUCGGCUCCUCUCCAGAAAGUUACGCCGAGUACAGAGAGCGAAUACGCGGGGAAUACUCUUUCCUCAGCGAGCCCAUGUACACGGCGCUACGGUUAAAGGUGUUGCAGAACUUCCUGCAGAUCCCAAACAUCUUCGCCACCGUGGAAUUUCGUGACAAGCUGGAGGAGCAGGCACGCCAGAACAUUCAAGCGGAAGUGGAGAUGCUGUCUUAGAGCUUCAUCGCUUUGCUUCACAUAGGCUGCUUUCCUUUUAGAGAACACACUUACAAUACAAGCGUCGUUUUAUCCUCUUUGGCAUUCAAUGAAUAACAAUGACAGAACGAUAUUUAAUUGUGUUGACUGUGUCGUUUAAAAGGAAAGCAGUACGUCAUAAUGAGAGUUCGCGCUUUACGUUCGACGCCCUUGAGGACGAUCCAGCAGCUGCUCUUACCGGAAACUCUCAUCAAAAGGCCAACGGUGCGAAAAGUUUUAGACGCCUACCUCACGAAGAUGCAUCCAUCGUCGGUUCUGCAAAAACGCGAAAGAAUUGUUGAAUGCAAAUUUCUUCGGAUCGAGGCAGAAGUAUGAUAUUAAAAUUAUUUACUUUUAAGUUUUUAAGAGCUUAUGUAAUCAUUUACGCACAAUUGUUAAACACUGCGUUCUGCGUAAACGUUUCCAGUUUAUUUAUCGGAAAUUUUAGAUACUUCAAUCUAAUAAGUUUUCAAAACUUACUUGAAGAUUAAUGACGUUUUAAUUAACGAAUACUUGCAAUUGCAAGUAAUUUUAUGAGUAUUCACGUAAUGUAGGCGAAAGGAAGAUUACAAAGGAUGAUUACAAAGAUUAUAGAUUAUAAUUAAUGAAUGAAUAAGUAAUGAAUAUAUGUACAUACGUGUAUUAUUUCUAAAGCUAAUAAUACUUUAGUUUAAUAAUUAUUCGAAACUGUGUCUUUCUCUUGUGAUCUUGCACGUUGAAAUUUGGAAAAUAACGACCGGUUUGUCGUGUCCACUUUAGGAUUUGUGAAUGGAAUUGACGUAUCGAUAAAUG
Acromyrmex echinatior (Panamanian leafcutter ant) is the source of this 1591-nucleotide messenger RNA. RefSeq lists its product as hypothetical. Lineage: Eukaryota; Metazoa; Arthropoda; Insecta; Hymenoptera; Formicidae. The record is from RefSeq and is a predicted model, not a curated record.